UAUAUGUAUUUUUUUUUCUCCCUGAGGCUUUAUUUUCUCCCUUUUGCUUUUCUAGGCGUGAUGCCUAUGGAUGACUAACUUACUUGAAAAGCAGGAAGUCGAAUAGCUAAAUAUUAUUUUCCUCCAGAUUACUGACAUUUUACAUAACUAAAAAAAGAAAAUCAUAGAUGCAUUACAGUAUACCUUAAAAAAUGAGUGAAGAUCCAAACAGAAAUCUGGAUAAAAACCACGACCAGCUUAAUAAAAAAAGCAGUGUCUCCUCUCCUGAUUCAACGGUAUCUGUUCUUCUAACCAGCAUUGGCAGCAGCAGUUCAUGCUCCUGCAGUUUGAUUCAAUACAAGGACAAGCUUUACAGCUCUGCAUCUGAGGCGCUGCAAGCUUAUAUCGAAGAUUUUGAUCUAAGUCUCACGUCUUCAGAAAUAACCCCUGGGAAGAUCUGCCUGUGUCAAAGUACUCCCAAACCAGCGGAGUUUUCAAAGCAUCACGUCAAAGGAAAACGCUGUGUGUUUUCUGCAACGUUGGAUGACUGUAACGAGCACGUGGGAUUAAGUUCUUUCGCUUCACCCUGUAGAGGGGAGAUGGAAUGUGACCCAGACUCGAUUAGUCUUGCGACAGAUGAUCUGUUAGCUUUUCCAGCAGAUGGAUCGCUGCCCUGCGUCCCGAGCAGGCCUUUUAAAUCAAGACAUCAAAAUAGUGAGUGGAGCAGGUGGCCACUUAAAAAAUCUGUCUGCCCUUCCCACACCGUGUCACUCCAUACUGAAAGGGGUUCCUGUCUUCAGGAGAACAGCAAAGCUGAUGCUAAUCAGAAUGUACACAAACCCUUUAAUAAAAGGAAAUACGAUGUGUUUACACCUAACAAGUACUCUAUCUCCUCGAAAGGAAGUUCCAGACCCUUAUCUGUUGAGAACUCUGCCACUUUUCCUGCUAAGAAUUACCCAAGGUGGCUUACCAGUCAGAAGGCUGAUUUAAGCGUAUCAGGGAUAAGCAGUAUUCCCAGUUUUCACUACCCAGUCUGGCUGAAGAGUCACAACCUUUUCUCUGCUGCGACUAAAGAAAGUGAUGGACACAAUUUUAACACCCAAAGCAAAGCUUCCUCUUCGCAGAUUUCUGAAAUGCUGAAAAACCAGUGCUCCGUAGAUGAGGACGGUGCUGAUUUUCUUAAAAAAAGUAGUUGCCUGGAUCUGACAGGUGAUAAUGAAGUAGCAGAAAGUUGCAAGUAUGACAGCCCAGAUGCACUCCUCCAAUCUGGUACCUCCUUUUCAAAGCACACCAAACAGUCAUUCGGAGAAGACCAACUUGAGCUGCUCACUUUGAAGGCUGAGAGAGAUCUGGAGAGUUCAAAUGAAGGUUUGUCAAACGCUCUGGAAGGUGAUGGCAGUCCUUCUACCACAGAUAUACUCGGAGCAGAAAGAUCCUGGGAAGAUGUUCCAGGGUGCUUUCAAAUCACCGGUGCCUGCAUGCUGGGAGGACAGAAACAAUCCUCUGCCAUUCCCCAAGGCAGACAUCAUCGAUAAAUUCUUGGAAGACUGUUUAGAUGACAAGAACAAGCUAGGGAGAUGAGCCCCGAGCCCAGUGUUCUAGUUCAAAGGCAUAACGUUCAUUUCUGUCGUGGAAAACAUCUUUUCUGGAGAUCAUAAGCACAGACCCCUGGAAGCCUUGAAGCUAAUGUUGUUCAAGCUUCAAGCAAUUCAGGGAAGACUAAACCCGAACGAAACAGCUGAGCAAAAGGAAGAGUUUGAAAAACUUUUUGAAAAAGGAGAUGCUGAAUUAAAACUCUGUGACAGCGAGAUAAUCCCUCUUACCAAUUCUAUUCAGAAGGCUUUACACCAUGUGUCACAUCUUAAGAGUCUUCCUGAAGAUACCAAUGUGAAACAAGAACAAAGUGACAAUCAUCAAGAAGAUAAAGAAGAAAAGAAGCUGAUAUCAACGAAGUUUAAUACUGUGUAAUUUAGAUAAUUUGUCAGCCUGUACAUUGUUCAAUUUUUUUUUGAAAGGUGGACCAGUGCCUGCUCUGAAAAAAAAUUCAUUAUUUAUUCAUUUUAAUAUUAUUAUAAUAUUAAUAUUAUAAUUCAUUUCAAAUAUUAUUAUUUAUUCAUUAUUUCUCUACCUGUUCAUUACUUUCACGAGUUAUCUCAAACCUGGAGUUAUUAGUGCUUCCAGUAGGGUCUAACAACAUGUGAGGAGACACCACUUUUAGAAGAACAUGGAAUUAAAUCAACAUUAACAUUUCAUGGAAAAAGCCCCGUGUAUUUAUAUUUUUCAUAAAAAUAAUAAAAUAAAUAAACUAAACUGUUUGUCCAGUUCUGGGUAUCAUAGUUGCACAGCCUGUUAGAUUUUUUCUUAUUUUCUUAUCAGAAUUUUAUCGCCAAUGAAGAGUAUUUUAAAGAGGGCUUUGAUUGCUUAUAUAUCAACGGAAAAGUAACUUUUAGGAUACAUACACGAGGCACUGCUUGCAGUUAUAGCUGGAAUUUUGUUUUCUUGUAAGCAAAAAUGAAUUUACCACUCAGGAACAAUAAAUGAGUAUGUAAGUCAAGCACCAAACAGCGGUUAUUGCCAUUUCCAACUUGUCAGUGGUGUUCGUUUCCUGGAGGCUAGGUCAAGGAAAAGGCAUUUUAUUGAACCCUAAUCUGUGUUUCGAUAGUGAUGGGGUGGGGAAGGGAGGCAGAAAGCCCGUGUCCAGCACUUGGAGGAAAUAAUAAAUUAGUAGGAGUUGUCAGAAGGAAUGUCACCGUUUCUCAGCAAGUUACCAGAAGUGUUUGCUGAAGAUGUACAGAAGUGUCCGUGAUCGUAUGUAUUUGCAUACGCAGGAAAUCUUUUCUGCAGAAAGCACUUCCUGAAUUGCAGUGUGUAUAUAAAUGAGUAAAACCGAGCUGGGACAGUUCAGGCUUUGAGGAGGACAAGUCUUGUGCUCUCAGACCUUGCGAAGAUCCCAGCGGGGGUUCAUCUAUACUAAAUGGAUAACCAGGCCUUUGAAAUGCACGGGGAGAGAAUACAAAGCUCUUCGAAAGGAAACGAGUGGCCCAAGAAAGAGGAAAGAAAAGGCAACUGGUCGCUGAUGAAAAUCUUCCUGGUUUGUCUGCUGGCCUGCGUUAUCACCACCGCCAUCGGAGUGCUGGUCUUGUCUUUGGUCUACACAACCACCACCCACAUCGUGAAAGAGGUCAGCGUUACAGACGAUGGGGCAACCUCCAUGAAACCAGAGGACAAGAACGUGGACGUCAAGUUCCAGUUCCUCAAUCAUCUGACAAAAUCCAAGGUGUAUAAUUUCCCCGGGGGUGAAAUUCAGUGGGCACGAUUCAGGAAUGAUGUAAACGAGUAUGAAAACGAUGAAGAAAUGGAAUUUGGGAAAAGUAUCAACAACCACCGCUCUUCCAUGACUUUUGGCACCUUGAGGAUCAAAGGCAAAGGGCUCCGGGUCCCCCACUGGCACUUCAAUGCCAACGAACACGGUUACCUGCAGCAGGGCACUGCCUGGAUUGGAGUCAUUGGGGCAGACGGCAGCGGGGUCACCACGUACAACGUCACGGCUGGCCAGGUGAUCUUCUUCCCCAGAAACACCGUGCACUGGAUAAAGAACGUAGGCACGGAGGACUGCGUGUUCUUGCUGUUUUUCACGACACACGAAGAGCUUCAGACCUUGGAUGUAGACGAUGCAUUCUUCUCUACCCCAGAGGAUAUAGCAGCAAGAGCAUUAAAGCCACAAGGUGGGGUCAACUUCAUCAGGACCUUCAAGAAACAAAUGGAAGAUCAAGCGGUCAACCUCCCUCCAAACCUGGACGAGCUCGUAAAAAGUGCCGACUACGUGCAGUCCCCGGACCACCAGGUGUGGCAGUACUUCUACGACCUCAAAGGGUCCAGAGAAUAUCCUUUCCCGGGAGGCAUCUUCCAGUGGGCUCGCUACCGCAGAAAUACCACCGGGCUGAAUGAAACCGAGAAAAUCUUCAGUGAGUCACUGAACAAGCAUGAAAAUACCCUUACCUUGGCAACCCUCAGGAUAUUCAAUAAUCAGCUGGGACAGCCUCAUUUCCACUUCAAUGCUAAUGAGAUGGGUUAUGUCAUUAGCGGCUGCGGACAGGCUGGAGUUAUCACCUCCUCUGGAGCCACCAGCAGCUUCAACAUUGGCAUCGGAGAUGUUAUAUUCUUCCCCGUUGGGACCCAGCAUUACCUUAAAAGCAUCUGUGAUGAAGACUUGCUUCUGAUUCUAGCCUACAGCACAGGCGACCAGCUGGAAACUCUUCGCAUGAACGACUACUUCCACGCCACAGCAGACCACAUCCUUGCUCAGAUUUUCUUCAAGGAACAGGACGAGUUCAAGAAGUUCCCAAGGUCUAAAAAAUAGACUGCCAAUGAGUGGUCUCAGCAGUUCAUGGCUCCACGGAGAUUUUGUACAAGUGCUGUGUUUCUGGCAGCGCCUUCUGAUGCCUUUCUCGCUGUUUAUCCAGAAGAGAUGUUCAGAAAAUGGAAUUUAUGGUUACUACUUUUAUUUUUUUUUUCCUGUUUGUAUUUUUUUAUCACGUAUUAUUUAUAGUGCAAUGUAUUUUGAGUGUGUAUUAAAUUAACUUCUACCUCUGCAA
Anas platyrhynchos (mallard) is the source of this 4574-nucleotide messenger RNA. Lineage: Eukaryota; Metazoa; Chordata; Aves; Anseriformes; Anatidae. The record is from RefSeq and is a predicted model, not a curated record.